AUGGGCGAAGAGGAGCUGAAGAAGGAGGCGAGAUCGAAGGGAUACCGUCUCGACCUAAAGGAGGUUAUCGCGGAAGCUGACUCCGCUGUGGUCGUCACCAUCGGCGGCAUCUGGAGGCUCUCAGACAAAGACCAGAUGCUCCAGAGGGACUCGAGUCUCAAGAGGCUCUGCCUCUCCUUCGCUCUCUACAAGCUCCUGCGCCGGAGGCUGGAGGACUUCCCCAUCACCCCCGCCGAAGCCCGCAACUGCCAUAGCCUCAUCUUCAAAGGCCUGUGGGAAGAAGACAAGCGCAAGGAAGAAAAUGCCGAUGAGCUUUUCCAAGUGCUCAAUGACGAGAUCCAGUUCCUCUGCGAGUACUACCACUCCGUUCAUCCCGUCACGUACGCCGGCCCCUCCUUCUUCCUCAUUAACUACAUCAUGUUCCCCAUUGUUGUGUGGGCCUUGUGCAUCCUCAUGAUCAUUCUGUGCAACAAUGGGGAUGUGGUCUAUGCCUUCCACAGCUUCCGGACCGACAACUUCCCUGUAUCCAUCGGCAUGUUGAGGAUGGUCGUCUGCCUGCUCAGCAAAGCUAACCAGUUACCACCAGUUCUCUUCUCCACAGUUAACCUAUUCAUCACCACCCUUCUCUCCCUCACCUUCGCCUACGAGGAGGUCUGGGAGAUCAUCGUGUUCCUGCUUUCUAACGGGUUCACAGUGUCGCUGCUCUGCCGCUACACCUCCAAACGCAAUUGGCGUGCCAGCCGCUUUCUCAGUGGGAUCAUCCGCCGCAUCCUGUGGGUGCGGAACAAACUGAGCCGCCCCAACGUCUGCUUCAAGCAGUUCUCCAUGUUGUGGUGCUUCUUCCGGGCGUCGUCGUCGUUCAUGCUGCCGACCGAGGCUGUGCCCAGGCAGGCCAAGAAGGCCAUCGUGGAGCGGCUGGCUACUGCCCGUGACGACGUUGCCCUUCCCGGCAAGCAGUCAGCGCUGCAGUUCGACGAGCUUGAGCUCUCGUGGGCGUGCGACGGCGACGACGACCUCGCCGAGGUCAUCCUCACCUGGCACAUCGCCACGGAGCUCCUGGAGGCGAGGUUCCCGCUGCCGAACAAGACGCCGCCGGGAACCGGCCGCAAGGUGGCCGUGGGCUUGUCCCGGUACUGCGCGUACCUGGUGGCCUUCUAUCCGGAGCUCCUUCCCGUCGACAAGGACGCGACGGAGCGCGUGUACGAGGAGCUGAAUGAGGAGCUCAAGAACAAGUCAGGGUGCUACGGCUACUUCUUUUGCCGGGAGCGCAAGGUGAUGGAGAUCGCGGCAGGGCAGAAGGAGGAGUCCCCGGCGGCGACGGUGUUCGACAAGGGAUCGAGGCUUGGGAAGGUGGUGGUGUACGCGGCGCCGACGGCCAGCGAGCAGCACGUGAAGGCGCACAAGGAGGCGCUGGCGCAGGGCGGGGAGUUCAUCACCCUGCUGUGGGCGGUGGCCACCCACACCGGCAUAUCCCGGCGGGACGACGGCGACGCGACGCCGCCUACGACAUCAUCAUCAUCUAGUACCGAGGCAACAGAGAUACUCAUCGUCAACACCUAG
This is a messenger RNA of Panicum virgatum (switchgrass), 1560 nucleotides long. RefSeq lists its product as uncharacterized. NCBI's taxonomy places the organism in Eukaryota, Viridiplantae, Streptophyta, Magnoliopsida, Poales, Poaceae. The record is from RefSeq and is a predicted model, not a curated record. Bases 1 to 1560 code for a protein of 519 amino acids. The transcript is spliced from 2 exons.